This is a messenger RNA of Scleropages formosus (Asian bonytongue), 4424 nucleotides long. It is a transcript of the gene vash1, whose product is annotated as vasohibin 1. Gene Ontology annotation, cellular component: cytoplasm. Bases 1135 to 2220 code for a protein of 361 amino acids. Gene Ontology annotation, biological process: regulation of angiogenesis. The transcript is spliced from 7 exons. Lineage: Eukaryota; Metazoa; Chordata; Actinopteri; Osteoglossiformes; Osteoglossidae. The record is from RefSeq and is a predicted model, not a curated record.
GCGGGACCGGAGCGGAGGGGGGGGACGCGGUAAUCCGUCCACAGUGCGCAUGCGUGCGAGGCGCGGCUCUGGGAGUGUCCGAACGGCGGCGGCGGUGAGGGCACCGUGAGCAGCUCGCGCUCGGCCGGACUUCGCGGGAACGCGGAACGGGCGGCAUCGAGGAGAAGAGCACGCGCGAUGAGGGACGGAGAGCGGCGGGCGAGCGGGGGCGCGCUCACGGUGUUCGGCCCAGGGGUCGAGGGGGGAUCCGACUCGCCUGCUGCUGCUGUUCGCCAGGACUGAGGGCCGCUGUGUCCGUGGCGUGGGUUGGUCGGUCGGUUGGUUGGUUGGUUCUGUGACCUCCUCCUGCUGAUGAGUGUAAGUUGCUGACGUGCGGCGUGUUAUCCCCUGCGGCGCGUGUUAGUCAGUCGGUGCUGUGGCUGCGCGUGCCGGAGGAGCGGAGGAGCGGAGGAGCGCGCCGGCUCUGGCUCGCGCCGGCACCGCCGGUCAACGACGGACGGACGCGGACGGCGCUUAGUUUUUGUCUCCCGCAGCGGGAGGGAGGGAGAGAGAAAGGAAGAAGGCUCUCGUGCACGUUGACUGAGUGAGUGCUACAGACAAAUAGUAGUGUGUGCACUGACUCUUAGCGCAAAUUUCACCUUGAACUGCACAGUCUGAAGGAGCUGCUUUCGUUUAUAAUAAUAACGGUAUCGCAUCCAUCGCGUGAGGCGUUUCGUUUGAAUUUAUAAAAAUUGUUCUCGCACUCGCGUCACUGUCACAGAGUGAGGAGAGGAGAGGAGCCGGACCGGGACUGACUCUCCGCCUCAAGAAGCUCCGUCCGUGUUCUAGACGGAGCGAACUGUUACUGUAUGUAUAUCAGUGGGUUAAGGAGCUUUUGAGGUAUUUAGGAUUAGGAGGCUCCCAGUUUGGGGGAUGUGGACAGCGUUUGUGCUCCUCCUCCUCCUCCUCUCCCGCGGAAAAGCCACUUAGCGCACGUAUUCCAGUGCUAUGGCGCACCAUUACCGCCGAACGAGGUGAAAAGGUGCCCGCGCCGGUCCUCGCGAGCUGUGGGCGUGGCUCCCGGUGCCACCGGUUGACAGACCGCUGGUCCGUGGCGGGAAGGCGAGGCCCUGGGCCAGGGGCGAGCGGCCCUCCAUGCCGGGGGACAGGAGCGCGAGCGCGGCCUCGGCCGGCCUACAGAGGGACGAGGAUCCCGAGGAGGACGGGGACGAGGACCUGCGGGACGGCGGGGUGCCCUUCUACGUGAACCGGGACGGGCUGCCCAUGGGCGAGGAGACGUGGGAGCGCAUGUGGCGGCACGUGGCCCGGAUCCACCCGGAGGGGGAGGCUGUAGCCCGCAGGAUCAGGGGAGCCUGCGACCUGCCUAAGAUUCCGACACCGAGCGUGCCUACGUACCAGCCGUCCACCACCGUCCCACAGCGCCUGGAAGCCAUACAGCGAUACAUCAGGGACUUGCAGUACAAUCACACUGGAACACAGUUUUUUGAAAUUAAGAAGAACAGGCCUCUUACUGCGUUAAUGGACAUCGCUAAGGAGAUGAUUCGUGAGUCGCUGCCAAUCAAGUGUCUUGAGGCAGUGAUCCUUGGCAUUUACCUCACAAACAGCAUGCCGGGUGUGGAGCGCUUCCCCCUCAGCUUUAAGACGCAGUUCUCAGGGAACCACUUCCGGCACAUUGUGCUGGGCAUACACAGCGGGGGCCGCUUCGGGGCGCUGGGCAUCAGCCGACGGGAGGACCUGAUGUUUAAACCACUAGAGUUUCGCACGCUGGUGGACCUGCUGCAAGAGUUUGAGAGCGCGUACCGCGGCUACUGGCACACAAUUCGCAAGGUGAAGAUUGGUCAGUAUGUGUCGCACGACCCACACAGUGUGGAACAGAUUGAGUGGAAGCACUCUGUCUUGGACAUGGACAAGCUGUCCAAGGAGGAGCUGCGACGGGAGCUUGAGAGGCACACCCGUGAUAUGCGGCUCAAGAUUGCCAAGGCUGCUCCCACCUCCCCAACCAAAGACAGGAAGAAAGACAUGGGGUCCCCCCACCGAGGCCAAGGCAGCCCCCUGCGCCGCAACAGCCGCACCGAGCGACGGUACGCUUUGGUGUUUGCCAGCUCUGUUUCAUGUACGCAUAUGAACAUUGGAAUCUCGAGCCUGCUGAGACUGAUGAUAAUAUAUGAAGACCUUCCGGUGAAAAGAAGACACUGGAGCAGAAGCCCCCCAGUGACAUGAAUGGGUACCAGAUCCGUGUGUGAGGGGGCAGUGAGCCCCCCGCUGCCUGGGAGGUUCUUCGAAACAGAUCCGAUGCACCAGGUGCUUUUGAUCCACCUAACGCCACAGCAACACAUGAUGGGUGAUGUAAAGCAUUCUUAAAAACCAACAAAGACAUUAACAGUUUUUAAUUUUUUAAACAAAAUGUUUUUUUUUUUUUUUUCAUGAUGCAGGGAUAUUUCUGCUGCUUUGCAAUUCACGCAACAAGAAAUCAAUGUGAAUUGCAAAAUAGUGGAUUUACUUUUUUAACAGCUAAUUUUGGGGCCAUUUUUACAUAAGUGAACCCAUCAUAUUGAUCACGUGAGAUUUUCAGCGAUCGUUGGGCAUCUUUGCAUUGCUCUUGAUGUAUAUAAACACAAUUAACCUUAAGCUCUGCUGGCCAGUAACCAAGCUUUUGUAGAAACUAGUUUGCAAGCCAAGCAUCUGGUGCCUUUUAUUUAGAAUUUAAGGAGUAGUCAAUAAAUCAUAAAUACAGAAACAGGGCACUGACACAUAUCUGCAAGGUAAACUAAGGGGGAGCACUGUUUUGUUAACGGCAGGUUAGUGAGUAGACGACACGCACGCACACUCCCACUGUGUUGAAGCAAUUCAUCAGUGACUUGUGAGCAUAUGCUGUGUUCUGCAAGGCACGCUACUGUAUCGCCCUCCCGUAGAGGGAAUUCCGUGCAGAGUCGAGCCAAUUUCACGCAAACUCUUUGCUGUGGAAACGUAUACACAUAAAACACAUUUGAACUUGCAACUUCUUGGCAGUAUUUGUGGCUCUACUGAAUAGAUACUGACAGUUCUUUCUCUUCUAGCACCAGUAGUGAAUGUGAGGGACACAUAUCCAUUUCUUAUUCAUAAGGACACAUAUUCCAAGGUUUUGACAUUGAGUAUAUUAAGUAUUUCAAUGUUCGAAGACCUGCUUGUUCUGAAAUGGAGGUGGACCCCAAGGGAUGGUUUUCCCCUUUAUCGUAGUUUGAUCUUGAUGUUCGUAGCUGCUGACCUUCGGAACAACAGACUACAGAUGUCUGUUGUCAGAGAGACCUGCCCGCUACAAAAACCGCUCUAUUUUAAUAAAAGCUUAAAUCAUUUGUUUACAUAGGUUUCUUGGACAAGGUGUAAUCGUGGUCAGAUGUAAAAGAUAGCCUGCCUGUAUGUUGGUUGGAGGUAGUUUUUAAUAAUGUAUUUUGCAAAGUGUUUUGGAAGGGACAGUGUUUUUCUUAGACAUUUUAAAAGGUGGCUUCAGGUAGUAAUCCUGUGCUUUAAGUGUUAGCCAAGGUUUGUGAAGUCUUAAGUUUAGGUGCAAAAAGUGGUUUGUUUACAAUAUUCACAUUGUGUACAAAGUGCAGGGACGUUGCUGUCUUUGUGUUUGUGUUAAGCCCUAAAAUGACACUUGAUUAGUUUUCAGCACAAAUCAGAAUUAUGUCUGCUCUAGAGGCAAUCAUUUUUCCCAAAAACACACCCAAGAAGAUGCUCUCUAUUUCACAUAUUUUUGAGUAGUCAGCAGUGGUACAAACCUGCAAAAACAAAACUGGGUGUCUGAGGAUCACAUCUGCUAUCUAAUGAAAACAACUAUUGCCUCCUUAGGGAGUUCUCCUUUGGAGACAGCUUUUUAACACUCGAGCGUUACAUUCCUCUUCUAAAUGUAUUUACUUUGCAUUACGUCUAAAGUUUAUAGUCUCUUUGCCAUCAUGAUGCGUGCAUUUGUUUUUUAUGUGAGGUCUAAGGGGAUGUGCGCUGAGUUCACACACUGCUUGAGAAGUCCUGACUCCUUAGCCUGUGUGCUCUAGAGACUUGGGUUCGAGCCCAGAGCAAAGAUGGGCUUUCUUGCACCGGAUCCAUACGACAACGAAUUCAGCACACUUGUUCUGCGUACACACACGGGAACAGAGCCUCUCAAACGUGACCAAGGCCAGGAGGAGUACGUCUGUGGCCCUUGAGCUCUCUCUUGGUGGCAGUUUCCGCUCGUGUUUUUGUCAUUCACUUUAAUGAAAACAAGGGGAAAAGGCAAACCCUUUACUGCCACUGGCAGACAGUGGCACAGUGAUUAGUUUGAUGAACAAUUUAGAGAAAUUUACAGGUUUCCUGUUGCUUUUUAUACUGUGUAAAGUUGUCUGAAAAGAACAAGGAAGUGUUAUGCAGAACAUUCUUUCUUCAGAAAAAUGACCAUUCUGAAAGAAAAU